CAUAGAUGGCAUUCCUAAUAUGAUACCUCAGGCAGCAAGAAUGAUUGGCAAGGAGAAGCAGGAAACAGAAUCUGAGCAGACCUAGAAGAUUAUCCUCUUGAAAGGAAGUUGGAAGACAACACAAGUGGAGUACGAUGUUUCCCUCGUUUCCCACCAUGACUGUACUUGUCCCGCUGUUGUCUUUAGUUGGCCUGUUCUAUUCAGCCAGUGUGGAUGAAAACUUUCCCCAGGGCUGCACAAAUACAACCAGUGUAUGUUUCUACAGCCUGCUGCUUCCAAUUACAAUCCCAGUUUAUGUGUUUUUCCAUCUUUGGACCUGGAUGGGCCUUAAACUUUUUCGCCACAACUAGAUUCUGCUUAACUAUAAGAAGCCUCAUGGAAUAAAGAAUGGAGUGGUGCUUUUUGAAAAUCCAUCUCUUAAUAUUUUGUCCUAUAUUCCUGAAAUGAUCUUUUGAAUCAGAGGCUAACUAUCUUCAAAUGCAAGUACAUCCAAGCCACUGAAAACCUACUUGUUUUUUAGGGCAUGCCUACAGGCACUGUAGAGGUCUAGCACCAAAGUAGACACACGGGAAAAUCAAACAAGAAAUCAAGUAUCAAAUAUAGAAAUCAAACAAGCUGUAUGAAGUGAUACAGGCAAAUCUUAAUGAAGGAACUUAGGCAUGCAACAAGGUAAUCUAGAUGUGUGUGCUUGUAUACGGAACGUAAUUGUUCUGGUCUUUGGUGAAAAAAAAAAACCCUUCAGGGUUAUUCCAAAGGAUAGUUUCAUUACCUAAUGAUUACAGACAAUUAUUUAUAUGUACUGUGUGUGUAACAUAGUGCUUUGAUUGUCAAAUUCAUGGGUGAAAAGAUCUGAAUAUGUAACAUGGUCACAGGUAUACUAUAUACAGAGUUCUUUGUUUAGUGAAGAUGUAAUGUUAGACAUGGUAAUGAACAGCUUCUAGGAUUCCUCUUUGAUUAAGCUGCACUGUUGUUCUACAGGGACCCAGAGUUUUGAAUUCAGGUCCACAAAUAAAUUAGAGUGAUGUGUCAUGAAACUUACCGCUAAAUGAAAAAUAAUGGAACUGAAUAGGAAAUAGUUUCUAAUAAAGCAUCUGCAAUGUCUAUGUAUUUUUA
Candoia aspera is the source of this 1113-nucleotide messenger RNA. RefSeq names its product phosphatidylinositol glycan anchor biosynthesis class Y (gene PIGY). Lineage: Eukaryota; Metazoa; Chordata; Lepidosauria; Squamata; Candoiidae. The coding region runs from base 135 to 350 and encodes 71 amino acids. The transcript has a single exon. Gene Ontology annotation, biological process: GPI anchor biosynthetic process. Gene Ontology annotation, cellular component: glycosylphosphatidylinositol-N-acetylglucosaminyltransferase (GPI-GnT) complex. The record is from RefSeq and is a predicted model, not a curated record.